AUGUCGGCGCCAGGUGGCGCUCCUAGUCCUGCGCCUAGGAGUGGCAGCAUGGGACCUGGCGCAAGUGGUAACAGCAUGCCUAUGUCGCAACAACCUAUAUCUGGGGCUCCAGCACCUUCUCCAGGACCUGCACCACCUCAGAGUGGUGCCAUGUCACAGCAAAAUCUAAAUCAAAUAGUAUGUAUCCACAAGUGA
This is a messenger RNA of Penicillium taxi, 195 nucleotides long. RefSeq lists its product as uncharacterized. The record is from RefSeq and is a predicted model, not a curated record. The transcript has a single exon. NCBI's taxonomy places the organism in Eukaryota, Fungi, Ascomycota, Eurotiomycetes, Eurotiales, Aspergillaceae. The coding region runs from base 1 to 195 and encodes 64 amino acids.